GUUCUGGGAGAAUUUCGAAAGAAAUGUCCAUGACAAUCCAGGCUACUCGGAUGUACACAAAAUGUCAUACUUGAAGGCAUGUUUAGAUGGGCCAGCGAGCACGACGAUCGCCAAUUUGUCAAUAAUUGGGGACAAUUACAAACCAGCAAUAGCAAUCCUCAAAGAAAAAUAUGGACAGACAGGAUUGUUGAAGGAAGCCCAUAUGGCAGCUUUAAAGGCGACACAAGGAGUUUCAAAUGCAAGAGAUGUGAACAAAUUGAGGAAAUUUAUGAUGAUGUAGACUCACACUACAAGGCGCUGUCGGUAUUAGGAGUUCCAGGAGAGCACUACUCGGUAGUUGUUGUCCCAGAGUUGAUGGGUAAAGUACCAAGAGAUGUAGCAAUCAACAUACGUCGAUCAAAGGAUGUUAAUCAUGAGUGGAUGAUAGGAGAGUUUCUUGAUAAGUUGUGGCAAGAAUUGGUGAUAAGAAGUGCGAGUGAGUCACAAGACCAACCAGUAAUCGAAGGGAGAAGAGAGGGCAGAGUACUUUCAGUCAACAGUACCUCUUGUGUUUACUGUCUUGGAGAACAUCAAAGUAGAGAGUGCAGCCAAGUCAAGGAUCCUGAUAAAAGAAAGGACAUUUUGCGUAAAUACAACAGAUGUUUUCAGUGUCUUAGGAAAGGACAUCCUCAAAGACAGUGCAGAGAUAAAAGGCAGUGUGACAAGUGCAAGAAAACAGGGCACCACACAUCGAUAUGCAGAGGAGAAACAACCCCAAAUUUGCAUGUUGCCACUAAAGGAGCUAUUGCGUAUCAGACGGUGCAGGCAAAGAUUAACAUACCAGGGUAUGACUCAGUUCCAUGUCGCAUGCUGCUAGACACAGGUAGUGACAAAACGUAUUUGGUGCAGAAGAUUGCUGACAAAUUGAAAGGUAAACCCAUUCGACAUGAAACAAAGGUUCUUGAUACUAUUCAUGGAAGCAGAAGCCACAGGUGUGCUGUUUAUAAUUUAGAGAUCAGGAAUAUGGAAGGAGAAGUUCAGCUCAUUACAGAGGCCGCAACGCUAAGCAAACUGACAACUGUGAGGAACGCCAGACCUGAAAUUGUACAGCAAAGAUUUAAGCACUUGAAAGACAUCAAAUUCUCAGAUGUGUCGGAGCACGACGAAUUGGAAAUUCACGUCAUAAUUGGUCUUGAAGAUUUGGGUAGAGUAAAGACAGGACGUUAUAUACGGGGGGAGGAAGAUCAGCCUAUUGCCGAGGAAACCAAAUUAGGAUGGACUUUGUUAGGACCAACUUAUCAAGGAACAAAAACUGAUGAUCAAGAAAGUAAAUUGUUGUUUUGUAUGGAGAACAGGCCAGAGAUAGCUACAGAAGUAGACAGGCUAUGGGACUUAAAGACUGUCGGGAUCCGAGAAGGUGAUCCAGUGCACGUGGAGUUCAAAGAUACAGUCAAGUUCAACGGUAGACGUUAUGUAGUAAAUCUACCUUGGAAGUCAGCAACAGCCAAAGCCUCAUUACCAGACAACAAGAAGCUAUGUGAAAAGCGGCUACGUUCUCAGCUGAAAAGAUUAUCUAGAGUCCCGGAGCAGUUAGAAGCUUAUGAUGGCAUCAUACAAGAGCAGAUAAAGGCGGGAAUUGUGGAAAAGGCUCCCAAGAAAGAAACAGGGGUAACAGCCACCCACUACAUACCCGAUCAUGCUGUCAUUCGACAAGAAGCAGAGUCAACAAAAGUGAGAAUCGUGUUUGACGCGUCAGCAAAGGAGAGGAAAGGUAGCUAUUCGCUAAAUGAGUGUCUUCACAAAGGACCACCAUUGAUGCCUAUGCUGUUUGACAUUGUGCUUCGGUACAGAAUGUACCCCGUUGCUCUGGUGGGUGAUGUACAAAAAGCCUUUCACCAGAUUGAAGUAGCAGUUGAAGACAGAGAUUGCCUAAGGUUUUUGUGGGUUGAAGAUCCAAAGAAUGCAAUUUCAGAGCUUUCUGAGUUGAGGUUCACUCGGGUUAUCUUUGGAGCGGGUCCGAGUCCAUUCUUGCUAAAUGCGACGAUGCAAAGGCACAUUGGAGGCUAUGAGGAGACAGAUCCAGAGUUUGUCAGGUUGGUGGUUAAAAGUUUAUUUGUGGAUGAUUUUGUUGGUGGCGGUAGAAACUCGACAGAAGUUAUCACAUUGAAAAAGAAACUCACCGAUGUAAUGCAAGAAGGUGGCUUCACUCUUCACAAGUGGAAGUCAAAUAUUGAGGAAGUGUGCAGCUCGCCAACGGUGGACAGUGAAGGCGAUGAAGACGAAACAUUUGCGAAGCAGAAACUUAAUCUGGAUGAGAGCCGAAGUAAAGUCCUUGGGAUAAAGUGGAAUCCAAGGAGUGAUAUAAUGGCAGUGGAAUUGUCACAGGUUGCAGAGGAAGCAGAAAGGGAUCUACGCAUGACCAAAAGGGAGUUGCUGAGCCGCUUGUCCAGAAUCUAUGACCCAUUAGGAGUUGCGGGUCCGAUCACCAUUGUUGGUAGAAAGAUCUUUCAAGAUGCUUGCAAAGAAGGUAUAACUAGGGACAGUUUGGUCAGUGAAGAUCUGCAUGGUAGAUGGAAGACAUUUGAAAGGAAUUUCCCAAGAUGUGUUGCAUUGUCAGAGAAGCCAAAGGAGAUGUCAUUGCACACCUUCGCAGAUGCAAGUCAAACAGCCUACUGCGCGGCCGUGUAUUUGGUUGUGACGUUGCCGCAAGGAAAGUUCAGUAACCUGCUGACUGCUAAAACCAGGCUGCCUCCAUUGAAGAAGGAAAUGACAAUUCCACGUUUGGAGUUGACAGCAGCACGGAUUGCGGCAAGGUUGGCAGCGACAGUAAAACAAGCACUGGCAGGAUUUGAGUUAAAACGGGUCUGCAUGUGGUCGGAUAGUUGCACGGUUCUCCAUUGGCUGCAAAGACGAGGUCAGUAUCGCCAAUUUGUUGAACACAGAGUCAAGGAAAUCGAACAUCUGUCAAAUGGUGCAACAUGGCAGUAUUGCCCAACAAGCGAAAAUCCGGCGGACCUUGGCACAAGGGGCAAAACACCGCUACAAUUACAAGGAAGUGACCUGUGGUGGCAGGGACCAUCGUGGCUGAUUUCUGAUCAGUGGCCAGAACAGCCCAUCUUGUCAAGGGAAACGGAAAUCGAAGAUGAAGAAAUAAAUCCAGUGUUACAGAUGGCCACGACGAUAAAAGAAAGGGGACUUUCAAGUUUGAUAAGGUUGAAAGAUUAUAGCUCAAAGAGAGGAUUACUUGGUGUAACUGCGUGGAUUUUGCGUUUUAUGAAGAACUGCAGGGCAAGCAAGGGAGAUAGGCUCCAACUGAAAUACGUUACAACGGACGAAGUAAAGGAAGCGGAAGAAAGGUGGGUGAAAGUAGUACAAUCCGAAAUUGAGGAGAGUGCAAAUUACAAGCAGUUGGUGCAACAGCUGAACGUUGUAAAGAUAGACGGAGUAAUGAGAUGCAAGGGAAGAUUGCAGUUUUCUGGAUUGUCGUUUGAAGUACAGAAUCCAGCGUUGUUACCAAGAGGACACCAUUAUACCAAUUUGGUAGUGAAAGAAGCACACGAACUUGUACUUCACGGAUUGGUGAGUAUGACGUUAGCCGAGGUCAGACAAAGAUAUUGGAUUCCAAAGGGCAGGCAAGUAGUGAAGAAAGUGCUGAAAGAGUGCAAGCAAUGCGCAAAGAGAAGUUCCAAGCUGCUAAAGGGAACAGUCACAGCUCCGUUACCGGAACUUCGGGUUAAACCAGCACGUCCAUUUGAGGUAACUGGAUGUGAUUUUGCAGGUCCAAUUCACUUGAAAGGCAAUGAGAAGGCAUACAUCGCUCUUUUCACAUGCGCGGUAACACGAGCUGUUCAUUUGGAGCUUACAAAGGACAUGACAGCUACUGAGUUUAGGGUGGUUCUGCAAAGAUUUGUUAGUCGCAGAGGAGCACCUAGCACAGUCAUUAGCGACAAUGCAAAGACGUUUAAAAGCACAGGAAAACAGUUGAAGAAGAUAUGCGACAACGAAAAUUGGCAAGGAUAUUUAACGACGAAGAGAAUAGACUGGAUAUUCAACGUUUCCAAGGCACCGUGGCAAGGAGGAUUCUUCGAAAGACUGGUUGGAAUCUCGAAAACGACCUUGUACAAAGUCUUGGGACGUUCGAAGCUGAGUUUCAGAGAGGUUGAGACAAUGCUCAUACAGGUAGAAGGCUUGAUGAACAACCGACCGCUGACCUACCAGACGGAUGAGCUUGAAAGUGAACCUCUGACGCCUAAUCACAUGAUUUUCGGAUAUGCUUUGCCAACCAUCGCCAACGAUGCAAACGAUGCCAAUGAAGAAAUGAGUGACGAUGAGGAGUCUUCUGCAAGGGUAAAUAAGCGACUUAAGUACGUGUCGACAAUAAAGGCUCAUUUGUGGAAGAGAUGGACUCGCGAGUACUUACAGGGACUGAAAGAGUACCAAAGACAAGCUGGUCGAAAAUCGAGAGUGCCGGAAAUCGGAGAAAUCGUGCUUAUCGUUGACAGCACCAUCCAAAGAAGACAUUGGCGAAUGGCGAAGAUAGUCGAUCAUAUAAAGAGCAGAGAUGGAAUGAUAAGAGCUGUUAAACUGCACGUUUUGAGCCAAGGAAAGUUGAUAGAAUUGGAAAGACCAUUGCAAGGUAUUGCGUCGUUAGAAAUAAAAGCACCGGUUGCUGAGAGGAAAUCUACACCAGAUGGGGAAGACGUAGAAGAGAGGACCAAGAAAAGACCAAGAAGACUAGCUACGUUUGCCGGAGAAGAAACGAGAGAACUACAAACUCGGGUUUUGAAUCAAGAAGAUUAACUUCUUGAUUGGGGGGAGUGUUUAAAAUAUUAUAGCCAUUUAACCAUGAGGACUUGGGUCCGCAUUUUAUAUUCACACUGUUUGUAGUUAGAACCGCAGGGUAUCAUGUUUCAAGUUGAGUUGUUAUGUUGAGUUUUGGUGAAUUCGCAAAAAGAGAAUUCAUCGCUAAAGUUUCGCUAUUUUAUACGAGUGAACUCGCAAGGUUGGGGUAUUUCCAACAAAACUACCUUUGUCUUUGUCUUUCCCUGCUCAUAUAAAGGUCGCUAUCUCAAAGAAAAGAAAAUGUUUUGGUAAGCUGAGAUUUCUCUUCAGCUAUCUGCCUAGGCAUACUCUAAAUGAACUAUACAAGCUCUAUGUUCGAUCCCUUUUAGAUUACGGCAAUGUUUCAUACCACAUUCCACCAAAAGUAUGUGACUUUACCACCAAAAGCGGUAACACCUUAUCAAAUUUAAUAGAGAAGCUAGAGUCUGUCCAAUACAACGCUGCCUUAGCUGUAACAGGAGCCUGGAGGGGAACGUCCCGAGAAAAGCUGUACCUUGACCUUGGGUGGGAAUCUCUAAACCUCCGCAGAUUGAGCAGACGCAAAUCAAUCCGAACAAGUUUCAUGCGGAUAAAAUUUAUCCGGCACAGUGUAAACUGGCUCUUAUAAAGUCAUAAACAAUUUAACCCUUGACUACACAAAGGACCCAUUGCCACCACUUCAACAGAUGCAAUAUUCACUUCGCGAACGUGACACAAUCGGGCAAAUACGAGCAAGGUCUGAAAAAUAUAAAUCUAGUUUUUAUCCUCACUACUUGUCCGAGUGGAACAAACUUGAUCCUGAAAUUAGAUUGUGACCUUUUGUUGCUGUUUUCAAGACAAAUAUACUUUAUAAGAUCCGCCCCCCUACAAAAUCAGUAUUUGGGAUUCAUGACCCGAAGGGCCUGUCUCAUCUUACUCAACUCAGGGUUGGCCUCAGCAAGUUAAACUUUCACAAAUUUCAACACAACUUUAGAGAUACAAUAAACCCAAUGUGCCCAGGUAACGAUGGAAUCGAGGAUACGGAGCACUUCUUGUUGCUCUGCCCCUCUUUUGGUGUUCAAAGGACUGAUCUCCUCGCUGGAAUAUGUACUCUUGUACGACCAUAUGGAUAUGCAAAUCUUGCAAAUGAUGUUGUGUUGCAAAUCUUAUUGUGCAGCGAUAAGAAUUUUCCAAACCAUCUCAAUAGAAACAUUCUUGAGUUAACAGUACGUUUUAAACAAGUUAUAUAUGAGGUGUGAUCUGUGAUAUUGCAAAAUUACUUAAACUGCAGCAAACAUCUUGUCUGCUGCU
Molecule: messenger RNA, 6090 nt
Organism: Rhopilema esculentum
Lineage: Eukaryota; Metazoa; Cnidaria; Scyphozoa; Rhizostomeae; Rhizostomatidae
Biological process (GO): DNA integration
Molecular function (GO): nucleic acid binding
Source: RefSeq, a predicted model, not a curated record